Messenger RNA from Chionomys nivalis (European snow vole), 2586 nucleotides. It is a transcript of the gene Paqr4, whose product is annotated as progestin and adipoQ receptor family member 4. Gene Ontology annotation, molecular function: signaling receptor activity. The transcript is spliced from 3 exons. The record is from RefSeq and is a predicted model, not a curated record. Bases 397 to 1218 code for a protein of 273 amino acids. Gene Ontology annotation, cellular component: membrane. Lineage: Eukaryota; Metazoa; Chordata; Mammalia; Rodentia; Cricetidae.
UCCAGCGCGCGAAACACGGGCAGGGUGGCGGGGGCGAGGAGCCGGGGUGGAGCCUGGCGUCCCCUCCAGCGUCCGGCCGCGCCCGUCAUCAGGGCUGCGGCUAGAAGCCGGGCUGCCGUUGCGGCCAACGGGAUCGCUCCCUGCGGUGCUCUGCCACGGUGGAACUGGACGCACUGAGCUUCAGCAGCCGGGUCGCCAGCUUCCUUUCCCUUGCGGGGGCGUCGAGCUCGCGCGUGCGCAGCGAGAGAGGGAAGAGGGCCAGGACCCCCGGCUUACCCUACGCUGGGCGACCGGACAGCCCGGAGGUGAAUUGGGAUGAGCUUCCCAGCUCUGCGACUCCACUGAGGGAGACGCCUGGGAGCAGAGGGUCGCUGGCCCGCCGCAGUGCGUGAGGCCAUGGCGUUCCUGUCCGGGCCGCGCCUGCUGGACUGGGCUAGCUCGCCACCGCACCUGCAGUUCAAUAAGUUCGUACUGACUGGCUACCGGCCGGCCAGCAGCGGCUCGGGCUGCCUGCGCAGCCUCUUCUACCUACACAAUGAGCUGGGCAACAUCUACACACACGGACUAGCCCUGCUGGGCUUCCUGGUGCUUGUGCCAAUGACCAUGCCCUGGGGUCAGUUGGGCAAGGAUGGCUGGCUGGGAGGUACACAUUGUGUGGCCUGUCUGGUCCCCCCUGCAGCCUCUGUGCUGUAUCACCUCUUCAUGUGCCACCAAGGAGGGAGUCCUGUGUACACCCGGCUCCUUGCCCUGGACAUGUGUGGAGUCUGCCUUGUCAACACUCUUGGGGCCCUGCCCAUCAUCCACUGCACUCUGGCUUGCAGACCCUGGCUUCGUCCAGCCGCCCUGAUGGCUUACACUGCACUGUCAGGUGUGGCUGGCUGGAGAGCCCUCACUGCCCCCUCUACCAGUGCUCGGCUUCGAGCCUUUGGUUGGCAAGCCGGGGCCCGCCUACUGGUGUUUGGGGCCCGUGGUGUAGGACUGGGCUCAGGGGCUCCAGGCUCCCUGCCCUGCUACCUGCGCAUGGAUGCACUGGCAUUGCUUGGAGGGCUGGUGAAUGUGGCACGUCUGCCAGAGCGUUGGGGGCCCGGUCGCUUUGACUACUGGGGCAACUCCCACCAGAUCAUGCACCUGCUCAGCGUGGGUUCCAUUCUCCAGCUCCAUGCUGGUGUUGUACCUGACCUGCUCUGGGCUGCCCACCAUGCCUGUCCCCCAGACUGAGCUGUCUCCUAACUGCCAAACCAGCUUGCCCACAGCUUCCUGAGACAAAUAAUCCCAUCUUCCCUCCUUUGCUGAUCUGCAAGGGGCUGGUUCCCUGGAAGAAGCAGCACAUGGGACUUCCUUUUGGGAGACCACUCUUCAUUCCUCCCUGUGGAUUAAUCUCUCCCUGCUAACUUCCCUCCAGGCACUGUUUUACUGUCAGCUAGAAGGAAAUCGUUCUUUGAGCUUCAGUUUACCCUGUUUGACCCGUGAGAGUCUCUGAACUCAUGUCUGACAGUGAGUCUGGCCACUUUUCCAAGCCCCCAGCCCGGAACCACUGCUCAUACCUUGCCACUCCCACAAGAUACUUUCUGGAUUCUUGAACUGGCCUCUCUGCUCCUGCUUCCUGACCUCCAUCUUUCUGCAUGCCAAACCUCUCAGCAGCCAGAAUUUUACCAUUCCUGUCAUUCCUGAAGUCAGGAUGCAGGGCAGUGGGACCAAGUCCUUCUCUCAGGACCAAGUGGGCAUUGGUCCUGCUUGUAUUGUCUGGCCAAGAGACAUGAGAGGAGCGGCUGCUUUCCCUAGGCAACAGGCACGGAUGUGGAAUGGUGGCUUUGGAUACAGGCCUCACUGGCCCAAGGACUCACCUUCAGUGCCAUGGUCUGACUGAUUGACCUGCCCACCAGAGACAUGUCUGCUCAGGAAAUCGCUAUACAGUGCGUGGCUCCAGUCUGCUGGCCAAAGGCCACUCUAGCAGAGGGUCGCCUCAUAGCCAGAUCAUCCCCGAGGCCUAAGACCCUAGGCAACAUCAAUAAAGGGACAAGAAAUGCUAUGUAGCCACAUGAGCAACCUUGGGUGUUCCCAAGAUUCAUUACUUUUUAUUAGAUACAGAAGUUUCUGGAGGAGAGGUAGGAAAGGGGGUCAGAGAUUUAAAAGCACCAAGGCUGGGCCUGUGGCUCAGGCUGGGUCUAGUGAGUCCUCAAACAGGCUGAGGAGGUUCCGUGGCUCAAAGGUAGGACAGGGACCUCUAGGAGGCUCUGAGUCCAUGUCAGUUAGGUCUAGGGCAUCCCUUUGGGGAGGAAAGAAAAAGAAAUAGGACGUUAGGUCCCAAAGUCCACUGUCCCCAGCCCUAGGUCCCGGGCUUGCUCACCUCCUCACCUUGGUUUGUACCUGCCUCGAGGGGUAGAGGUUCUCCUAGUGAUCCGGGACAGGAUGGUCUCUGGGGAGAGUGAGGGACUGCAAGAAAGGACAGGUCAGCAGGGUGUUAGGGUUGAGGAAGGUAGGACCAAGCCAGUUCUGAUCCUACUUGGUUCUAGGCCCCUGCUUGGUGAAGCUAGAAGGCCGUAACUGAAACAAUAAACACACACUGACAGCUGUCAAGUCUUCCUA